CAUCUGCCAUCCCGGCGCCUUGUAGCAGUACAAGAAAGCGGCAAAAUGUUUUUGGUUUCUAUUUGGGAAGCUGGCGUUAGGCUCACACUUCUGUUCAAACUUUAUUAAAUGCAGUUAAUUGAAAUUAGAAGCUGCUUUCCUGUGUGGGGUGAAGAUCAGAAGGGUUGGUUGAUUUUCAAGGGAGAACUGAGAAGGAUAUUGAAGGUCCCUCUGUGGGGGUUUGCAGAAAGAAAGCUCAAAGAUGAAAGAAGGUUGGCUUAAGUGGUUCAGGAGCAGGCGGCUACGCCUAAUUCUCAUGUCCUUCAUCUGCACCACCCUUGUCAUUUGGGCAUGGGAGAAGACAUCCGGCGUUGCUCCAGAAAUUCUAAUGGAAAUGCUAUCUCCAAAGGACACAAACCUGUUGGGUGAGGCUCCGUUUGUGGAGGAAAAGGGGGUCGACCUGAACACAAGUUCAGAAUCGUCUAUUUGGGGUGUGAAUUCUACUGUUUCAGAGAAGAACAGAGAUCUGGACUUUGAUGAUGAUAGCGGUCAAUCCCGGGUCUCUGCACGGGAAACUGCACAGAAAGAGCCAGUGACAAAGAGCAAACAAAACAGUCAAGAUUGCGACUAUAGGAAAGGGAAAUGGGUACUGGACAAAAAAAAGCCCCUCUAUUCUGGCUUUGGUUGCAAGCGGUGGCUGUCACCGAUGUGGGCGUGCCGGCUAACUCAACGACUGGAUUUCGCUUACGAGUCCUUAAGAUGGCAGCCAAAGAGUUGCGAACUGCCAAAUUUUGAAGCGGACUCCUUCUUGAGGAAGAUGGCCAACAAGACGAUUGCAAUGGUGGGUGAUUCUCUGGGUAGGCAGCAAUUUCAAUCCCUCAUGUGCAUGAUCACCAGAGGUGAGGAGAGAUCAGAUGUUGAAGAUGUUGGCUGGGAAUAUGGGCUGAUCAUACCCCGUGGAGCAAUACGCCCUGAAGGUUGGGCUUAUCGCUUCCCAGAUACUAACACUACCGUUCUCUUUUACUGGUCAGCUAGCCUUUGCGAACUGGAACCCCUUAAGCAGCAGAAAUCUAAGCGUCAAACUGACUUGGCCAUGCAUCUAGAUCGACCAGUUAAGUUUCUAAGGCAGUAUCUUCAUCGGUUUGAUGUUUUAAUUCUUAACACUGGACACCAUUGGAACAGUGGCAAAUUGCAAGCUAAUCGGUGGAUCAUGUACAUGAACGGUACGCCAAUUGCGAACAAUAGCUUAACAGAAAUAGCUUAUGCUAAGAACCUUACAGUUCAUAGUGUUGUUAAAUGGCUUGAUUCACAACUCCCACAUCACCCACAGCUGAAAGCCUUCUUUAGAACCCUCUCUCCCAGGCACUUCUUCAAUGGGGAGUGGAAUACGGGCGGGACCUGUGACAAUACAGUUCCUUUAUCUGGAGGAAGCAGGGUCCUGCAAACGAAGUCUAGUGAUCCAGUUGCUGAGAGUGCCGUCAGAGGAACAAGAGUCAGGCUCUUUGACAUUACUGGCUUGUCAUCCCUUAGAGAUGAGGGUCACAUAUCUAGAUAUAGCAUAAAAGCCACUCCAGGAGUGCAGGAUUGCCUGCAUUGGUGUCUCCCAGGUAUUCCGGAUGCAUGGAAUGAAAUCUUUGCUACAUUGAUAUAAAUUUAAAUUCUUCUGACGUUCUUUUAGAAGCUCUGAAAAGGUGUAUUCACAUAUAAAGCUAUAUAUUGUAUAUAUCGUUCAUGGACCAAGCACUAGCGCCAGAAUGAAGUUCGUCAUGUUAGAGCUUCUUGUUGGGAAAUCUGAGCUUCUUGUGGUUUCCUUUUACUGAGGUUACAUUUUCUGGGCCAUUUCUCCAUGCCCAUUGAGGGCUUGUGGGCAUCAAGCUGCUAUCUUCUGAAGGUUAAAACAGUGCUUGUUGUGACUAGAUUGAUGAUUUCUGAUUCUCAACUGAAGCUCACCUCUGACAGAUGUUACUGCCUAGAAGAUGCAUUUUUGGGCGCCAUAUGAAUUUCCACUCAACAGAUUUGCCAACGUCCUCUUGGCAAUUUUCUUUCAAGUCUUUUCUUGCCAGAAGAGGUUGAUUGCUGAUAGAGAGGAGAACUUCUCAUAUGGCUGCCGAUGACAUCUGGAGCAUAUUAUACAUGUCUAGGUCUUCUUGCUCUUCUCUAAUGUUGGCAUAACAGCAUUUUGUAAUUGAUUAAUAUGUGUGUUUUCAUUUUUUAAUGGAUUAAAUCUACAUAUCUUUGCUCUCUAGUUUAUCAUCUUAUUUGAAAGCAUCUAAUGCCAAUUGGUGGAUGCAUCUCAUACAAGCUGUUGUAUUUGGUCUUUAAGCUGAAUUUCAAAUAUGUUGAACCAGAUAUGCUUU
Molecule: messenger RNA, 2336 nt
Organism: Nymphaea colorata (pocket water lily)
Lineage: Eukaryota; Viridiplantae; Streptophyta; Magnoliopsida; Nymphaeales; Nymphaeaceae
Product: protein trichome birefringence-like 14
Exons: 4
Coding region: 242-1630 (462 amino acids)
Biological process (GO): plant-type secondary cell wall biogenesis; xylan biosynthetic process; xyloglucan metabolic process
Cellular component (GO): Golgi apparatus
Molecular function (GO): acetyltransferase activity
Source: RefSeq, a predicted model, not a curated record